AAAACUUGCACCGGAAACGGUCUUGUUCUGGCUAGCGGAACACUGCUUAUGGAAGGAAGCUAGCUACCUGUCAACAAUCUAGGCAGAUAGCUGAAACUGAAGUCUGUGUGGCCCUUUAUCGUCUGCUUCUAUCAGGUCAGUGUAGCCAACAAGGCUGCUGUGUUAUGGAUGAACCAUGAAGGCCCAAUUACAAGUCACAGUGCUUUCAGCCAAGCUGAAGGAAAACAGAAAGAACUGGUUUGGUCCCAGCCCCUAUGUUGAGGUAGCAGUAGAUGGCCAGUCAAAGAGGACUGAGAAGUGCAACAACACACACAGUCCCAAAUGGAAGCAGGCUGUCACAGUAAUUGUGACUCCGGUCAGCAAACUGAUUUUUCGUGUUUGGAGCCACCAGACACUAAAAGCAGACCUCCUGUUGGGAAUGUCCAUACUGGAGAUCAGUGAGACCCUAAAAGCUAAUGACCUGAAACUAUGUGAGGUGGUGCAGACACUGCAGCUGUGCUCUGAACGAGACCCUCAGGAUAUCGUAGGUGACCUGUCAGUCUGUUUGGACGGCAUGCAGGUAGACCCAGAAAGUUUCGCCUCUGCAGAGAGAGAACAUGCUACUGUUCGAAAUGGAAAUGCAAGACAAAAUGGAAACGCUGGCAACAGGUCAAGCAGAGACACAUCUCCCUCCAGUGACUCAGAGGAGUGGGUCAUCGUACCUAAUGGUCAUGCUGUCAAUGGUACGGGUUCUCCUUCCCGAUCUCCAGGGGGCUCCAACGCCUUGUGUCCUCUCAGACCCGUCCGACCUCCUCCUCCCACGCCUCGCAGACCAACCGCCUCACCAACCUCUUCUAGCAGUUCCUCCCCUAGUGAGCUGAGUGAAGGUCCAGCUUCCGAUGGCUCCUCUCAGGUGUCAGCGAGUGGGUGUACAAAUCAGCCGGAUGACUCAGGUGCAGGAGCAGCAGCAACAGGUUCUUCACAGACAGCAAGUGGCCCCAAACCAGAGACUUCUGCCUCAGCAGCUCUAGCCACAACCACUCCAAGAAUCACACCCAUGAGCAACGGUCCCUUACCACCAGGGUGGGAGCAAAGGGUAGACCAGAACGGACGGAUGUACUUUGUGGAUCACAUUGAGAAAAGGACAAGCUGGGAAAGGCCUGAUCCUCUCCCUUCAGGGUGGGAGCGCAGGGUGGACCCGAUGGGUAGGGUGUACUAUGUUGACCACAUAACCCGAACUACUACGUGGCAACGCCCCACGCAGGAGUCUGUGCGUAACUAUGAAGAGUGGCAACACCAGCGCAGCCAGCUGCAGGGAGCCAUGCAGCAGUUUAACCAGAGGUUCAUUUAUGGGCUCCAAGACCAGUUGGCAGCUACAGCCAACAAAGAGUUUGACCCGCUGGGACCUCUGCCACAUGGUUGGGAGAAGAGAACAGACUCCAACGGCAGAGUGUAUUUUGUUCAUCACCCGACUCGGGCAACACAGUGGGAGGACCCUAGGACACAAGGGCUGCUGAAUGACAAGCCCCUGCCAGAGGGUUGGGAGAUGAGGUUCACUGUGGAUGGUAUUCCCUACUUUGUAGACCACAACAGGCGAACCACAACCUACAUUGACCCUCGCACGGGGAAGUCCUCACUUGAGAAUGGGCCACAGAUAACCUAUGUCAGGGACUUCAAAGCCAAAGUGCAAUACUUUAGGUUCUGGUGUCAGCAAUUGUCGAUGCCUCAGCACAUUAAGAUUAACGUCUCCCGGAAAACCCUGUUUGAGGAUUCAUUUCAGCAGAUCAUGAGCUUUCACCCUCAAGAUCUGAGGCGGAGACUGUGGAUCAUUUUCCCUGGAGAGGAAGGCUUGGACUACGGAGGUGUGGCCAGGGAAUGGUUCUUCUUGCUCUCUCAUGAAGUACUGAACCCCAUGUACUGUUUGUUUGAGUAUGCUGGCAAGGACAACUACUGUCUGCAGAUCAACCCUGCCUCCUACAUCAACCCUGAUCACCUCAAGUACUUCAAGUUCAUAGGACGCUUCAUUGCCAUGGCCUUGUUCCAUGGCAAAUUCAUCGACACAGGUUUCUCCCUGCCCUUCUACAAGCGUAUUCUGAACAAACCUCUGGCUCUCAAAGACCUGGAGUCCAUCGAUCCGGAGUUUUACAACUCACUCAUCUGGAUCAAGGAUAAUAAUAUAGAGGAGUGUGGUCUGGAGAUGUUCUUCUCCGUUGACAAGGAGAUCCUGGGGGAGGUCACCACCCACGAGCUGAAACCAGAUGGAGGGAACAUCCAAGUAACUGAGGAAAAUAAAGAGGAAUACAUCAGGUUGGUGGCAGAGUGGAGGCUGUCCAGAGGUGUCGAGGAGCAGACUCAAGCAUUCUUUGAGGGCUUCAAUGAAGUUUUGCCCCAGCAAUACCUUCAAUACUUUGAUGCUAAGGAAUUAGAGGUGAUGCUGUGUGGGAUGCAGGAGAUAGACCUGGUGGACUGGCAGCGAAGCACAAUCUACAGGCACUAUGCCCGAAGCAGCAAACAGAUCCUCUGGUUCUGGCAGUUUGUCAAGGAGAUGGAUAAUGAGAAGAGGAUGAGACUGCUGCAGUUUGUCACAGGAACCUGUCGCCUUCCUGUGGGUGGCUUCGCUGACCUGAUGGGAAGCAACGGCCCUCAAAAGUUCUGCAUUGAGAAAGUGGGCAAAGAGAACUGGCUUCCACGAAGCCACACAUGCUUUAAUCGUCUGGACCUCCCUCCUUAUAAGAGCUAUGAGCAGCUGAAGGAGAAGCUCAUGUUCGCCAUAGAGGAGACAGAAGGCUUUGGGCAGGAGUAACUCAACAAGAGCAGGAGGAUUGGAUGGAACAGGGUGGGCUUGGAUGCGCCAGAUCCAUUUCAGACAGGAGCAAAGGAUUCUCAGAUUUUCCUUGCAGCCAGAAGCUGCUUAUAAACUGGUAGAUGGACAUACACAUCUGUAUCUUUUCUCACAUUAUCAUGUUCAGCAACAACUGUUUCUAAGCUGUUUCGUCACAAAUUAAUUUAUUCUGCAAGAAACCUGUGAAUCCCCAUCAAUCUGUUUCACUUCUCACCUACAUGAUCCACCUGAAUCAAGCUGAUCUCCCUUCGCCCUGGUCAGCCCACUAUCAGGCGGUGGAGGUAGAAGAGAUGCCUUUCUCACCCUAUCAUGUCUGCACUCGCUGUACGUUGCACAAGUGCAGAUUCUACACAUGAAUCUGUGCUGUAGUAACUUCUUAAGAGCCGCAUUGUGGGGUCUAUGCACUAGAAUUGGUCAUUUUAGAGAAAAGAACCAUAUUUGUGCAUUUUGACUUAAAAUAAAAAAAAAGGUUCAUGUCUAAAAGUAACAUCAAAGGCACAUAUAUGGUUUGAGGCUUUUCAGACUCAAAUUUUAGGUUGGAUGAAUGGAUGGAGUAUUUUUGUUAACAGCUGACUGACUGGAUUGACUCUCCUAGCUCAUACGCAGUUUCUUUAUUAACUUUGAUAUAUAUGAUCAUGAUAAUUUCUCCUUUUCUGACAGGUUGAUUUCUUAACUUUAUAAUGAGUUGAAACUUUGAACUAGUUUGCACAUAGUUAUGUGAGCAGUAAGCCGUUUGUGAUUGUUCUUAAGAGAGGUAUUUUUAUGUGCAAUAGUUUUGUAGAAAACAAACAACAAUUUUGCCAAUAAUAGAGCCAAAAAGUGAUUUGUUUGAUCAUUUUAUAACACUUAUAACACUGGUAAGUUUCAGCAUUUACUAUUGAUUUAAAUUCUCAAUAUGAAAUAGAGAACCUUUGCAUAUUUGCAAGUGUCUAUGGUGAAACUGGUUUGGUUGUGAUUUUAAUUUGAAAACUUUGCCUUCCCAAAAUAAUCUGUGCUGUAUGUUAUAUCAGCCUAUUUGACCGUGGAUGAUCAAAUCCUUUACCAGUCUGGAAGACUGAAAAAAAUUGGUCUUUUCUUGAUAAUUCUGAACUGUUACUAAUGAAGUGGGAGCUUUAGGAUUUACUGUGUAAUAGAGAACAAUGAUUGUUGUUGUUGUUGUUGAAUAAUGACCUAUUCCCACUGAAAGGUAGCCAAGUCUUUAGAUGUCCAGAAAUUAUUAUCCUAGAUCAAUAAUGAAGAUACUGAUACCUUACUGUUUAAUGUGUUUAGUGACUAAUGCAGUUUGUGUAAAUAUACUUACAAAGUAGAACGUGUUUAAUAUCUUAAUACAGUUAUUUUAUUGAAGCAGUGAACCCCUUAAAAUUGCAGGCAUAAGUUGAUAAUUAAGAUUAGAAUUAAUGUAAUACAAGUGGCCCUAGUUUUAUAGGGUGUUAGGUAUUCAGAUUUGUACAGUAGUAUUUUAGCAUAUUUCAUGUCUUUUCCAAAAAUACCUCUGCUAACAUCAAACUUAGUUUUUUUUUUUUUUUCGGGUAGAGUAUCACUUUAAGAAAAUGACUAUGGAACCAAUCUACCAAAGGAUUUUAUUUAAUUUUGUUUUUGUAAACCAUCUGACUCUAAAGCCUAAAAAGUCACCAAGUGUAAUCAGUUCUUAAAAUCCCCUAAAUGAUUACACAUUUUACAUCAGUUGUCACUAUUAAGUUGUUGGUUGUCUUUUAUUAUAUUAGUGGGCAACACUGUGAGGUGCAAAAAGCUUAUAGUAGCUUAUCUACUUCAAAAUUUCAAUUUGUAAAGUGAUAUUUUUUAACAACUCGUAACAUCAAGCUGUGUGUGUGUGUGUGCAUGGUGUUAAUUAUCUGGUAUCAUUUUAAUGUGUAUCCCAGAUCAUUGAAACAUAAUACUAAUACAGUUUCAGCAAAUUCACUUGAAGUUCUUAGUAAAAGUAAUCGGAGGUAUCCACAAAUGUUGCUCAUGAAUUUGCCCAAGUAUGAAACAUGUGGCUGUAUGUCAUUUCACAAUGUCAAUGCUGAUACUACAGGAAAAGGGCUUAGCUCUCCCUCACUGACCUGACAGGUGUAUUGACCGUCAGUCAGGCAAAAUACCAGUUACUGCUCACUUUACUCUUGUGUCAUUUGUUUCACAUUAUCUCACAUUUUUCCCCUUACUGGCAGUAAUACACACACACACAAAACUCAGUGUGUACCUACAGGUAUGCAGCCUUGUGAAGAGAUUAUUAUGUUAAAAAAAUAAAAGAAAAAAGAACAUUUUGAUAAAAACGUUUGUGAUUAAAAUAUUCACUGUUAAAUAUUUUAACAGAUUACAACUAAUAUAGCACCUUGACACUCCCAACUGGUUGAAUUAACCACUUCACUGUUUAAUCACUGCUCUGUUCCAGCGCAUGGAGCAGUUAAAUGUAUAGAAAUAUGCAAAAUAGUGUUUUAGUUGUACUGAUUGCAUUGUAAAUCAUGUUUAUAGUGUAAUCACUGUUUUUUUUUUUUUUUGGAAGCUCUAACUUUUUUGAUAAGUGGAAGUCAAGGUUGAAUACUAUUUAUUUGAAGGAUGGGUUUCAUGUAACAAUGGACUGGAUUGAUUGAGAAAACCGUAAUAAAAUGAUUUAAACACCGGG
Perca fluviatilis (European perch) is the source of this 5444-nucleotide messenger RNA. RefSeq names its product itchy E3 ubiquitin protein ligase a (gene itcha). The transcript has 24 exons. Bases 176 to 2782 code for a protein of 868 amino acids. Gene Ontology annotation, molecular function: protein binding; ubiquitin protein ligase activity. NCBI's taxonomy places the organism in Eukaryota, Metazoa, Chordata, Actinopteri, Perciformes, Percidae. Gene Ontology annotation, biological process: protein K29-linked ubiquitination; protein K48-linked ubiquitination; ubiquitin-dependent protein catabolic process. The record is from RefSeq and is a predicted model, not a curated record.